Alternaria ventricosa is the source of this 774-nucleotide messenger RNA. RefSeq lists its product as uncharacterized. Gene Ontology annotation, biological process: nucleoside phosphate metabolic process; ribose phosphate metabolic process. Gene Ontology annotation, cellular component: nucleus. Lineage: Eukaryota; Fungi; Ascomycota; Dothideomycetes; Pleosporales; Pleosporaceae. Bases 1 to 774 code for a protein of 257 amino acids. The transcript has a single exon. Gene Ontology annotation, molecular function: ADP-ribose diphosphatase activity. The record is from RefSeq and is a predicted model, not a curated record.
AUGUUCACAACCCUCACUCGACGAACAAUAUCACGUCCCCCAACCACCCUCAUCCCCAAAAGAGCAUUCCACAGCACCCCUUCCAACCUCGCCUCGCCGCUCGUCGACCGCGUAAACGCCGUCACAAUGGCCUCCUCAACCGGCACCCCCAAAGUGACCUCCCUAGUCGACCUCCCCUCCUCAGAAGCCAAAUGGGUAAAACUACAAAAAGCCACCUACAUCGACGCCAAAGGCAAAGAACGCAUCUGGGAGAUCGCCUCGAGGAAAACAACCGGCACCGCCGGCGUCGACGCCGUCGCAAUGGGCAACAUAAUCUACCACCCCACCAAGCCCCCCUCCACAAUCGUCGUAAUCCAAUUCCGGCCCCCAGUCAACAGCUUCACAGUAGAAUGGCCCGCCGGUCUAAUCGACGCCUCCGAAACCCCCGAGGAAGCCGCCGUACGCGAACUCUACGAGGAAACGGGGUACGCAGGAACCGUCGUUUCCACUUCACCCGCCGUAGCAGCGGAUCCGGGGAUGACGAGUGCGAAUCUGUGUUUGUGCAUGGUGGAGAUCCAUUUGAAGGAGGGGGAUCCGGAGCCGGAACAGCAUCUUGACGAGGGGGAGGAUAUCCAGAGGGUGAAUAUUCCGAUUAGUGAGUUGUAUGCGAGGUUGGAGGAGUUUGCGAAGGAGGGGUAUGUUAUUGCGGCGAAGUUGUAUCAUUGGGCGGCGGGUGCGCAGUAUGCGAUUGAUCAUCCCGAGUUGUUUGCGAAGGUAAAUAAGAAGGAGGAGUGA